AUGGAGAAGCCAAUAUCUCUAUCAGAUAUCCAAUUCCCAUCCGCAUCCCAGAGCAUAUCCCACCUCCUUUCAGAUCUCCGGAGAUCAGCUCUAUCAAUUACAAAUAGGCUAAAGUCUAUAGAGACUGACGCCAUCUUCGUCCAAGAAACGUCGGAUCACUACGGUCUGCCGCUUGUUGCCAACGAGAGAUGUGGAAGCUGGUAUAUCCCACCGGACAGGAAGGUCGGCAGCUCCUAUUUUAAAAGCACGGAUGGCCACAUGGGACAGUGGGAUUUUAGUCUCAGACGGCUGAAUAUGCAGGUUUUGGAUGUCUUGAAGUGUCAUGGCGGAUGUGUGAUUGUUGAUUCGACUAGAAGGGGUAAAAUUCAAUUUCCGUCUUCAUAUCUUGGAGAAUCAGAAGAAUCUCAGAUUGAAAACAAAAUAAACGAUUUUGUAGAGUCGUUUAAAACAUUAAAUUUGGAUGUUGAAAGUGUAAAAUAUAGAUUGGGAAAACCCAUUCGUCUCGUCUGGGCAGCCAGGGAUUAUUUUGCAGAUGAUGAAGAACAUGCCGAGUCGCAUUUACUAGUUCUCUGCUCGGCAUCUAGAUGCGUUCGUGGAGCCGAAAUGUCAGAAGGCGGAUACAUCCAGGGUGCUGGUGAUGAUAGCGAAGGGUGGGCCCAUGGUCUUACACCUCCUAUAUUUUGGAAGUAUAAAGCUGAACUGAUGGCGGCGGGGGAGUCAGCCCUUCCUGACCUUAUUAAGCAACUGAUUGAAAAAGAGCGCAAUUCACCUUCUGCUAAUAGAAGAUACUUGGUAAAACCGACGAAUAAUAUAUAUAUUGGGAAAAGAGGUGGGACUGGUGAUGAGCUCUCGCCCUUCGAUCUGGUUAUCGAUUGUGCAGGCAGCGUUGGUUCCACUGAAUCGCCCAAAUUGCUGAAUCUCAACUGUCCACCUGGAAAAUUAGGAAGUCGACAGCUUAGAAAGGUCCUUGGAAAGGUUGAGAGCUUCGUAUCUCGCCAUCUAGCCGCUAAUUCAUCGAUACCCAUCCUUAUCAUGUGUGCAGAUGGUAAAGAUAUAUCUGUCGGAACAGCCUUGAUGGUACUUUGUUCUUUUUUUGAUGACGAAGGGAAAUAUAGCGGACCUUGCGACAAGUCCCGAAUAAACAAGCAGUUUAUUCGCCAGCGCCUAGCGUGGAUCGUCAUGUCAAAGGAAGAUAUCAACCCUUCAAGACCGACACUUCAAUCAGUUAACUCGUAUCUCAUGGACAACAGAUAG
Molecule: messenger RNA, 1254 nt
Organism: Microsporum canis CBS 113480
Lineage: Eukaryota; Fungi; Ascomycota; Eurotiomycetes; Onygenales; Arthrodermataceae
Product: tRNA a64-2'-o-ribosylphosphate transferase
Exons: 5
Coding region: 1-1254 (417 amino acids)
Biological process (GO): charged-tRNA amino acid modification
Cellular component (GO): cytoplasm
Molecular function (GO): tRNA adenosine(64)-2'-O-ribosylphosphate transferase activity
Source: RefSeq, a predicted model, not a curated record